Molecule: messenger RNA, 1292 nt
Organism: Hydra vulgaris (swiftwater hydra)
Lineage: Eukaryota; Metazoa; Cnidaria; Hydrozoa; Anthoathecata; Hydridae
Product: beta-1,3-galactosyltransferase 5
Cellular component (GO): Golgi membrane
Molecular function (GO): hexosyltransferase activity
Source: RefSeq, a predicted model, not a curated record
UUCUUUUCAUAAUCGUUAUAAUAAGUCAUAAUAAUUCAUAAAUUUUUAUAACAUUUGAUGAGUUUUUUUUAAUUUUUAUGAUAAAAUGCGUCUGUCGUUCGCACAAAUCUUGUUGAUAAUAGCAAUAUUAAUAAUAACAACUACGUUUACUACUUUGGUUAUGAAGAACAACGAGUAUGUCGAUUUUGCAAUUUUAGAAAUUAAAAAAACAGCCAACGAAUGGAAGGUUGUUUUAAAUAAAUUCAGAAAUCAAAAUCAAAUUAAAACAAGCAAUCGAAACAAAGGAUUAAUAAAAAACAAAAACGAAAAGUUGAAAAUUAAAACUUUCGAAAAUCUAACUUUAAAUACAGAUAUAGAUAUAUUAAGAAAAGUUCUUACAUUGAAUUUAAUAAAAUUAGACAGUGUUCUAAAAUAUAGAACGACUUAUAGGCUGCUCGUUAUGGUUACGUCACAAUCAAGAAACAGUGUGCGCAGAAAAUGGAUCAGGAAAUUGUGGGGAAAUAAAUCAGUGUGGAAAAGUAAAAAGUGGCGAUUAGUAUUUGUUACUGGACAAGAGCAAGACGAUAAGUUGAUGAAAAAAUUAACUAAAGAAGCAAAAAGAUACAAAGAUAUUUUAAUCGUAGAUAUUGUAGAAAAUAUUUACCAUUCAACAAAUAAAACAAUUAUUGGUUUAACUUGGGUUUCACACAAUAUAAACUUUGAAUAUGUUUUAAAGGCGCACGAUGAUACAUUUGUUCACAUCGACAAUGCGAUACACUUUCUAGAAAAUAUAAAUAAAUCUUUCGAUGCCUACUAUGGUAACGUCAAUGUUGACAGUUUAGUUCAUAGAACAGGAGCUUAUGCAGUAACUAGAAGGGAACAUUUAUUAGACAAAUAUGAUCCAUACUGUUCUGGUAGUGGCUUCAUAAUGACGAAUAAUAGUGUCUCAGAAAUUAUUCCCUACUUUGACUUGAAAAGAGCGUUUAAAAUAGAUGACGUUUACAUUGGAGAAAUAGCCUUGAGAGCAGGUAUCCCUGCAAUACAUACUCAAGGAUUUUACAUGUCGAAUAUCGAAUGUGAGUACGAAGACGAUAUAAUUGCGUCGCAUCCAGUAAAAGAUUUCGAAUGUUUAAAAUUUUUAACUAGUAAAAGUUCACAAAUAAACAAUAUCACGAAAUAUAUUAUUAUAUAUAUAAUUUUGACAUUCAUGAAAAAUUAUUUAUAAUAUGUUUUUUUAUUAACUUAUUUAAUUAAAGUGAUUUACAGUACAGUUAUACAGUUGUACAUUUUGUUGCAUACAUACUAUUGCGUAA